Messenger RNA from Physella acuta, 843 nucleotides. RefSeq lists its product as uncharacterized. The record is from RefSeq and is a predicted model, not a curated record. NCBI's taxonomy places the organism in Eukaryota, Metazoa, Mollusca, Gastropoda, Physidae.
AUGGUCAGGGGGGAAAGAGCACAACUGCUAACCCGAAAGAAACCCACUAAGAAACCCACUAAGAAACCCACUAAGAAACCCACUAAGAAAUCCACUAAGAAACCCACUAAGAAACCCACUAAGAAACCCACUAAGAAACCCACUAAGAAACCCACUAAGAAACCCACUAAGAAACCCACUAAGAAACCCACUAAGAAACCCACUAAGAAACCCACUAAGAAACCCACUAAGAAAUCCACUAAGAAACCCACUAAGAAACCCACUAAGAAACCCACUAAGAAACCCACUAAGAAACCCACUAAGAAACCCACUAAGAAACCCACUAAGAAAUCCACUAAGAAACCCACUAAGAAACCCACUAAGAAACCCACUAAGAAACCCACUAAGAAACCCACUAAGAAACCCACUAAGAAACCCACUAAGAAACCCACUAAGAAACCCACUAAGAAACCCACUAAGAAACCCACUAAGAAACCCACUAAGAAACCCACUAAGAAACCCACUAAGAAACCCACUAAGAAACCCACUAAGAAACCCACUAAGAAACCCACUAAGAAACCCACUAAGAAACCCACUAAGAAACCCACUAAGAAACCCACUAAGAAACCCACUAAGAAACCCACUAAGAAACCCACUAAGAAACCCACUAAGAAACCCACUAAGAAACCCACUAAGAAACCCACUAAGAAACCCACUAAGAAACCCACUAAGAAACCCACUAGGAAACCCACUAAGAAACCCACUAAGAAACCCACUAAGAAACCCACUAAGAAACCCACUAAGAAACCCACUAAGAAACCCACUAAGAAACCCACUAAGAAACCCACUAAGAAACCCACUUAG